AUGUUGACUAAAAAUAUUUUUAUUCGUCCUCCUGCUGGUGGAUUUGUUGUAAAUCUUCCUAAAUUAAAGAAACUACAAUUAUCUGGAUAUUGGGAUGAUGCGUUGGCUACAAUUAUUAGGGGUUGUCCAAUAUUGGAAGAUUUAAAUCUGGUGAUCACGUCUCACGGUAAUUGCUAUAUGUUUGUUCAUUUGUUGGAUUUAUCGGCUCAUUACAUCAAGAAACUGGUUAUUAUUAGAGCGUAUGACUAUAACGUUAUUCCAACCUACCAACUUGUAGUUAAUCUGUCAAAGCUAGAAGAAAUGACAUUACAUAUUCCUUUUGGUUUAGCGAAUAUUCGUUUUGUUGGGUAUUCUAGUGCAGAAUUUAGAUUUCCUAAGAAAAUUAAUUACCUGAGUCGUAUAGCAGGACUUGCGCAGUUGAUUUCUGAAGUAAGAUCCCUUAAAAUAGAUAACUAUGCUUUGGAGGCUGUUUGUAGUUUAGAAAAUGAAGUUGUUCUUGGGAUGUAUUAUGAUUAUUGUGAGAUACCUAGUUGUAGAUGGAGUUGGAAUGAUGUGGUGCUUUUACUACAAUGCUGUCCCUCUUUAGAGGUGCUCAAAGUAGAAAUAUCGAGAUACUUAACAAAAAGGGAUGCACUCGAGCAUUGGCCUUCUUGUUGCAGCCCUUGCUGGAGUCGAUUAAAGAGGAUCAAGAUAAGAUAUAUUAGUGAGAGUGAUGCUGAUUUUGAGAUGAUAAAGUACAUUUUGAAUUGCGGAAAAGUGUUGGAAUUGCUAUCGGUUCAUGUUUCUAUACGAGGUAAAAAGGCAAAAGUCUCAAGGCAAGAAGAUGUGUUGUGUGAAAAAUUCUUUCGCCUUCAUAAUCCCUCAGGUUGUGAGAUCAAAUUCUGUGGUCAAUAUGUCUCCUCUUCAAGUAAGGACUUCAUUCCUUGUCGUCGAAGUGUUCGCUUGCACCUUGGCUAA
Chenopodium quinoa (quinoa) is the source of this 957-nucleotide messenger RNA. RefSeq lists its product as uncharacterized. The record is from RefSeq and is a predicted model, not a curated record. Lineage: Eukaryota; Viridiplantae; Streptophyta; Magnoliopsida; Caryophyllales; Amaranthaceae. The coding region runs from base 1 to 957 and encodes 318 amino acids. The transcript has a single exon.